Zophobas morio is the source of this 2274-nucleotide messenger RNA. RefSeq names its product protein ITPRID2 (gene olf186-M). The transcript has 3 exons. The record is from RefSeq and is a predicted model, not a curated record. Gene Ontology annotation, molecular function: signaling receptor binding. Bases 233 to 604 code for a protein of 123 amino acids. Lineage: Eukaryota; Metazoa; Arthropoda; Insecta; Coleoptera; Tenebrionidae.
CAGGUGUGGUGAUUUAUGUGUGAUUUAAUUCCGUGAAUAAGUCUAAUCUUGUAGAUAGUGAUUGCAGUAAUUGUUAAAAAUAUUGUCGUUGUUGUGCACUAUUGUUAUCUGUUUGUCGAGAUUCAGCCGCACUUGUUUGAUAUUAGUGUCGCAUAAUCUGUUAACGUUUCAAUCGUUUGUUUCACUGCAAGUGUGAUUACGUCCGUAAAUUUUUAAAUAGAUGCUAGUGUGAAUGUUGAGAUUUAAAAUGAGCAAAUCCCCAAUAACAGUGCAACAAUGGGUCGAAUCACUGCCGCCACCUCACACCACAUCCAGUUUUUAUUCGUCCCCAUUGAGAAACACAAGGAGGUUUAUACCAAGAGAAAUCUCGCUACAAUCGGAUGAUGCCAGCAGCCACUGUUCCAGUGUGGAGUCUGUAUUGGAACUUCGGAAACCAGACCCAGAAGCGGUUUUGUUGGGUUUAGGAUUCGGUCCACCAAAAGGUACAAAUCUGGUAUCAAAAAUUCCAAGCAGGUUUCUCCAGCCCUCCAAGUUGUUGACGCAAAUUGAUAUUAAUAAAUUUUUGGAACAAUAUGGUGACACUAAAUGUCCUAAUCAGCAGUAACUCUGCUCCACCAUCUCCUGCCAGAUCACAAUCGAAAUCUUGUUAACUAUACAUUCCUUUUUCAUGUUGCUAUAAGGUUUUGAUAAAUGUGAGUAACUUUAAACACUAUAUUUUUAUUUAUAUAAUAUGACCAAUGUGUAUAUGUUGAUAAAAUGCACACUCCAGACUUGAACAGCAUGUUCAAUAAUGAACUAGUUUUGAAUGAACAAAUCAUUUGCAUAGAUCAAGCAGAUUGAAGCCAUUUAAGUAAUCCCUCCCAUCAACGAAUAACAAAUUAAAAGGUGAGAUAUAUUUAGGUAAACAAAAAAAUGUGCUGUUUAAGUCUAAUUAGACCAUUUUCAAGUCUUGUCAACAGGAUAUUGUUCAAACAAAAAGCGUCACGUUAUCUCAACACAUGGACGACACCUGAUGGCGAUUUUUUGUUGUUAAUAAAAUAUCAGAUACUCAUGAAUACAAAAUUACAACAAGAUCGGAGCUGCUUGGUCCUUUCAUUAAUUUUUCUGUGGUUUUGAAGCACCAAAAUAUUUUUAACAAUAAACUUAAAAAGAGCGCAAUUAAUCAAUUUAUUGCUUAAAACUACAAAAUAAAGAAAUUGUUACUACACAAACUUCCAAAUUGAGAAAUGAAAUUGUAUUACCGUCAGUUGUCGCUGAUUUAAUUUUUGUGUUGAAAUAAUUUGUCUGAUAUCACCUCCGAAGAUUUCUUUGUUUAUAAUCGUCUGUUUGAAAAAAAUCAGUAAAGAACUGUAUUCUGUUGGCAUGCCCUAUUCAAAGAAGGGUAACGUAUAUUGGUUAUACAACUAUAUUUUUUAUUCUGUAUAUGAUAUAAAUAUGUGAUGUUAAAAAUGUGAUUUAAUUUUUAUGUAAAAAAGACAAAUCAUUUAAUGUUAGUCAAUUAUAAAAGAUUAAAAAAUUAUACUGAACAUAAAAUGCCCAAUUUUAAUGAAAUUUAUAUAUAAAAUCCGUUUACACUGUUCAAAUAGAAAAAACAUGCAUUCUUUAACACAUACCGAAACAUCGCAGUUUGUCCCAUAAAAAUUUGUAUGAACCAUUUUGUAGUCAUCUUCAUCUGCGAAGUGUUAAAAUGUUACCAUGCAUUUAAAUUUGAACGGUGUCUUUGUACUACAAGAGUUUUCUAACGUUUUUCUCUAAUAAGCAUUUGGUAAAAAAAUGUCACCUAGUCAGCCCUUUUUGACAAAUUCUUGUAGUAUUUUGUUAAAAAAGACCUUAAAAUAAAAUUCAUUUAAAGCGGGAACAAAUUCCAGUUAUUUAUUUUACACAAAAUCACGUUGUGAUUUUGUUAAGUGUAAUGAAACGCCCUACUCGGAUCAAAAAGCUGUUCCAGAAAAGACGCUUGCCCACUUCUAAUAGCACUACGAAUAUUUUUAAUAGAGUACAGCUUUUUGAACAAUACAUACCACUUUACUAACAAAGGUAAAUCUCAAACAGCUAUUUCAGUUGUGAGUUGCACUCAUAUUGUUGUCUCUAUGGGUUGUAUUUAUGUGUAUUUAGUCAUUCCAUAAUUUGUGCAUAUUAUACCACAAGAAUAGUUCGCAAAUUAUGUUCUAGGCUUCCUUGAAAUAUGAUGUAAUUAAAUUUGUAGCCGUUAUACACAUUUUGUGGACCAACUGUUCUUUUUUAUUUGAAGGAAAUAAAAAAUGUUGACGUCCA